AUGCUGCACCAGGCUCCGUCGAUAUAUCAGUCGCCAAAAUGCUUCGUCACGUACGGCACGAUGGGACACGUUGAUCCUAAGCAGAUUCCAAGUAAAGGCAAGCCUUGGACGGCGAUAUCAGAUCUCGACUUUAUCCACAAGGUUGACUUGAUCAUUCCUCAAGACAUCUAUGAGACUGUUGCCCAGAAGAUGACUGAGCGUGAAGCCCCGGCAUAUUACAGAGUCGUCAUGACGCUGGGCCAGGUUCUGGAAACAAAGUUUCUUACUCAGUACAUCAAGCUAGGAAACAUCAUGAUGCUCUCCGAAGGCAAAACAACCAUUGGGAAUCUAUUCACUCUUCGAGAGGGAAACCUAGACCUAUAUCUCGAUAGAGAGACGUAUGAACGCGCUGGUCUUGAAGGAAAGCCUUACGGUAAAAAGGGCGACCGGGGAUCUAAACCCAGAUGGAAAGUAUCAUAUAACCUCAGAGAGGAAUCCAUGCUACACGGAAGAAAAGGAUUCGACAGACUGGUGUAUACAUGUAAAAAUGUAUUGAACCAGCCCGUAACAUGGCUCGCCUGCAACGCCUCUAGCUCUGCUAUGAGCGUAGAUUUAUUGCAGGAUCUCAACGCGACAGAAAUGACAUCUUCACCAACGCUAUCCAAAGAUACUGGAAUCUAUCAGAUACCCCUCAGGAUACCUUCCACAAUCCUUGCGCAAGGAGACCGCGAGGCUCUUGAGUAUUCUGCGACAGAGAUGUACGAGUGGCUAUCACUGGUCCGACUGGAGAGCCCUCGUGUUGUGGCCGGGGAUGACAUCGACCCCUAUCUCUCGCGAUAUGCGCCACCAGAAGCAGACAGCACCGCGGCCCAAGUGCAAGUCUGUAAGCUGAGUUGGCAAGGAUUCCUAUCCUCGAGCUGGUUAAGGAGUCUAUUCGUCGACAUAGUCACCAGCUGCCCCUCGCAAUCUUGGUUUGCGCUUAGCGGCACGACCUUUUCUCGCAACAUCCUUGGAGGAUGCAACGAAUUGAGUUUUCUUCGGCCGCCAGAGAGCGCGGGAGAAUUUCUCAUGUGGGAGACCAAAAGUCAGGACUGAGGAAAGAUGGGAGCUUAGGCUUGCUUAGACCGCACAUUUCGCUCCUCAGACAACCCUUGGUCAAGAAGGGCCUCCUCCACCAGCUUGCGCAAAUCCGCCUGGCCCUCGGCCGUAUUAAAGUCCUCUCUCUGGGCCAACUCCUCGAUUCUGCGGCGGAACUCUGGAUCGAACUCGGCAGGGAUAUCCUGCGUCUCGUCCAUGGUGCCAACUGUGACCUUCAUGCCUUCUGGGGCAUUCUUCAUGAACUCGGCUGCGCUGGCCUCGAGCUCCUUGCCGGCUUUUUCGGAUUCAACGGUAGCUAGAUAGACAGCAACUUCGGGGAAAUCGCCCUCUCCCUCAAUCUUUUCUCUUGCUGUCAGCCCUUCCAAGCCUCUGUGCAAGAC
Trichoderma harzianum CBS 226.95 is the source of this 1457-nucleotide messenger RNA. RefSeq lists its product as hypothetical. Gene Ontology annotation, biological process: tRNA 5'-leader removal; tRNA 3'-end processing; endonucleolytic cleavage in ITS1 to separate SSU-rRNA from 5.8S rRNA and LSU-rRNA from tricistronic rRNA transcript (SSU-rRNA, 5.8S rRNA, LSU-rRNA). The coding region runs from base 1 to 1074 and encodes 357 amino acids. NCBI's taxonomy places the organism in Eukaryota, Fungi, Ascomycota, Sordariomycetes, Hypocreales, Hypocreaceae. The transcript is spliced from 5 exons. The record is from RefSeq and is a predicted model, not a curated record. Gene Ontology annotation, molecular function: ribonuclease MRP activity; ribonuclease P activity. Gene Ontology annotation, cellular component: multimeric ribonuclease P complex; ribonuclease MRP complex.